UAGAAACAGUCAGCCAUGUUUUUACUUGUGGAUUUUGUGCAAUCGUGUGAGCUGUCGUGAACGUACUUUGUUCACUGCCCGCCAUCCUCUGUCCCUGGCACUGAUCUUCCGCUUGCCAAAUGUCGUCGCCUAUAGAACGCGAGAGGCGACAGAGCACUCUAUGGGCCAAGGUUCUCGUCACCGCUGUGUACUGACAUCCCCGGAAAAAAUCCUCGCUUCGGUGUUUGAGUGGUCGUCCUUCGACAUCUCGUACGCAGUCUUUCAGCGCUGUCACGUAUACGCAGUGAAUUGCGGACGUACGAAUAUGGAAAAGAAAACAAGAAGGUGUUCGUGUCGUCGUGGCCGCAACACCUUGUGAAGUGGAGUAGUGUUUGUUGUGUGUGCAGGGAGGGAAAACCGGGUUGUUUGUUCGUUGUUGCGGCGCAUCGCGCGUGUCACGACGUGACAGCAGCGUCGACGUGUUGAAGUGCGCCAUACUACUGAGCUGUGCAUUUUUUUCUUUUCGACGCAGUCGGACGACGCGAUCCCGGAGCUUAACCUCGACGUGAUUGGUGCUGCCGUCUCGCGAGACGGCAGCACCGUGUGACAUGUGAUUGUCGCCAUAUAUUUUUUUUUUCGUUGCGUUAAAGUGAUUGUGUUGCCAUCACCGUACUUCAAGAUCGCCCGCGGUUCGAGCCCGAAUUUCCGGCCUUUUUGAGACACAGUAGCUAAAUAAAUAACAAGGGGUACUGUGCGAGCUAACUUGCUGCAGGAAUCUGCGGCCAGAAUAUAACAGCUGUAGUGUCUUCAACUAAUGUUUCACUUAUAACUACCAAAGUCCAAAUGUAUUAUAGCUACGAUUGGCCCGAUGUCUCAGAACUGGUGCGAUACUAGAGACUACGAGGAUUCGGGAUUCGAUGAUGAUGGGAUGAUACCGCGUUCUUUUUUCUUGGAGGUUAGAACAGGCCUAGAAACUUUCGAGUAAGAGUGAACGGUUUCUUACUCAGGGUGCGCGCUCGAACCGCGGGCUCGCAUAAGACUCGAGCCUCGUACUCAGCAGCGUCGAUCGCUGCAUGGAUCGCCGAGAGUAGUCGGCGUUGCGGCAUCAUCUCUGUUCCCAGGACGCGACCUCUUCCUUCGUCGACCAGUGAGUGCAUCAAACAGUGCGCAAAGCAACGCCUAACAAUGGGCAACGUGUGCUUCGGCCACGUGCGAUCGAGGACGCCAGCACCACCGCCGCCAGCGCGCAUCGUGUGCCGGUCUCGUGCCAAGAAGAGCGCGGCGCCGGCGCCUCCUCGGAGCCUCGUGGGUGGCCCAUCGUCCUCGUCCAUCGGGGCCCAGCAGGCCCUGCGCGCGACGGGCAACGGGUCGGUGGUGAGCUGCCCGCCGGGCGCCACGGGUGCCGGCCGGGCGCUGAGCGACGACUGCGCCAUCGACGACCUGCUCGAAGGGCGCAUGGACCUGCGCCUCGUGCUGCCCGACGGACGCGAGGUGCACGUCAACGUCGAGCGGAGAACGCCUGUCAUGGACUUGCUCGUGCAGGUGGCCACUGCACACAAAAUCAAUCCUAGUGGUCAUCUUGUGCAAGCACCGAACGAGCGGGGAGACAUGCUCACGUGCAAGCCCAACACGGCCAUUGGCUCGCUUGACGUGAGCCACCUGAUGAUUGUGCCCAAAGGUGCCCCGGCCGUGUCCGGAAAAGUUGCCGAUCCUGCAUUCUGGCACAGGAAAGGCGUGAGGCCCCCUUCUAAGCCAUUCGAGCCCACACAACGCAUCCAGGUGCGCCUUCCCCGCCAGCAACUGAUGGUUCUGCGGUUGCCGCUGACAACAACGUUGGGGGAGCUCCGCCAGAAUGUCUGCACGGAGAAGAACCUGGAUCCCCAGGGGUACCAGCUGGUGCGGCCGGGCAUCCCCACUCGGCCCCUGGACCUCGGCUGUACCCUGCAGGAGUACGGAGCCUCCGAGGUUACCCUUCUUUCCAACCGCACGCUGGCAAACAACAUUCAAAACUCCACAGCAGACAUCAUGAGCUACUCUCUAAACCAGGAGAACAAGAGAGGAAGCCAGGUCUUCCCACAUCAUUCGGGUAGCAAAGGGAGCUUGACUGGCUCGAGUAGUGAUGGUGCCAGCAGCAGAGGAACGUCGCCCACGCGGAGUGAGCUACCGACCGUGUUUGCUCGGCCCACAAGCAAGAAGCGACCGGCGCCACCUCCCCCGCUGCCGGCAUCCCCGCCGCCCACCAUUCCCGAGCAGGAGGGUGACACCACCACGCUCCCAGCCAAAGGAGGCCGGCGCGAAGGUGCGGGCCACUCUCGUCAGAGCUCGGACUCCAGCGGUUACCACGAAGCGUCGGUGCUGAGUGACCUGCCAGACACGCCUUCACCUGAGGCAGUGCAGGGAAGGCCUAACUGCAAUUUGAGACAAGAGAGUCCAUCACGCACCACUGGGACGACAGCAGCAGUGCACCGACGAAGUGCACCAGUGGAGACUGGUAGUAGGGCAGUGCGGCCUCAGAGUACCAUCUCGGAGGCUGGAACCAUAGGACAUGCCAAGAAGCGUAAAGCACCUCCACCGCCUCCACUGGCACUGCACACGCCGGUUGCCACACAACCAGCACCAGAAACAACUAAGCCAACCAGCACACAACCCGCUGCCAACCCAGAUGUGUCGGAGAGACUUGCCGAGCCAUCCUCACCGGCAGUUGACGAGAAAGGUGAACAGCCAUCUUUCAGCGAGAUCACUCUCCUGCCCCCACCGUCACCUUUCUCGGCACCUCCAGCACAAAACCACCUGGCCACGGGGAACACUAACCAAGGCCCCACCCCCAAACCACGUCUUCUAACCAUUCCACUCUGGCAGCCUGCCCCAGAAGAUAACGGACCAAGCCAGUACGACGAAGCAGCCCUGAAGAAGCUGGUUUAUUCUCACAUUGACGCCACAUUCGAUUCAAUAGAAGAUCCCGAUUCACUGGCUGCUGACAAUUCAGCCUGUGUUUCUGACAGCGCUUCUUGGGAGUACACUAUUCCCGAGCCGCCAUCGCCAUUUCGAACAAGAGCGGGUGUUGCUGCUGAGCCAAGUGCAGCGUCACAAAGCUUAACAAAAACAGAGUCUCCUCAACCAGGAUCGCCGAAGAGUGACCUUUCAAGAGAUGACAGCGGACUUGUCGAGGAUCUGGGAAGUAGGAACAGCACUACCAGCGUGAACAUUGAAACGCAGAAUUUCAGCAGCGGUGCAACAGAUGAAAGUGUUCGUAAAUGUGAGAAGAAAGAUACUUCCACUUCAGUAUCGUCUGUGACGACCACAGUCCACGUUGAAUCAGUGGUGCUUCAAGAAACAGUGCUUUGUCAGGGUUCUGUAAAGGCACUUACGGAGGAGGCGGUCGAGGCAACAGAGAAAGAACACUCUGAACCUACCAAUGAAGGCAGCAGCUCAGAAACAUCAAGCUUGUCUGUUGUCACAUCAGAGGAGCCUGUACCGUCGCAGCUGAACGUCCUCGAUCAAGAUCAGGAGUCGGAUGAAAGUGCCUCGGCGAUCACAAAGCAGCCCAUUCCUCGCAGGGACAGUUUGCAAAUUUAUCGAUUGAAGGAAGUUAAGGUGUCCACGAGAGAAGCUGACACACAUGCUCCAGAGAAGCAUGAUGUGCCUGAGCCAGCAUUAGAAACAAGCACCUGUAAAAUGCAAGAGGAGCCGCCUAGCUCUGUACCUGAAGAAGAGGUCUUUGUUCAAACGGUCGUGGUCAAUCAGGGACAAAAAGGUCAAACUAAAAUGACUGUGCAAACACCUUCUUUGGAGUGCUCUAGUUCUGGUCCUUCCAAUGCCGAUGCGCCAAAAGGCAACUGCACGGUUGUAGGAAAUCUCGAAGGAAAGAGUCGUGAGACUUCACAGGCAAGCACUUUAGAUCGGCAGGAGCUUGUCAAGAUGAGUAGCUAUCCAAACGCUGCAGAAAAGACAGUUCAUCUUGAGGACAUUGUGUGGGAGGUGUCUGAUGGAGCUUCGCCAGAGGUCAAGGAAUCUGAGGCCUCUGCCCCCAAGGAAGAAACCAGGCCGAGCCAAAGGCAGGAUACCGAAAAAACAUCCCGACCUCGAAGUGUUGUUGGCGGCCCGAUCUCCUUCUCCAUUGGGUCGUUAGGGUCCUACAAGACCGAGGUGGUGGACGACAUUUAUAGCGGUCAUUCUAACAAGCCCAACUACGAGAGGUUCAAGAACAUCAAAGUAAUAUCGCCUAGCACUGCUAGCAGUGGUGCGCAGCGUGCAGCGACAUCUAAGGUGGCAGCUGGUCCGGUAGUGGGAUCUGCAACCUUAACGCGACCAGAUGGAAAGCAGGCAUCUGAGGGAGAAUCCACAUUUACAGUGAAAAUUGGCAGCUGGGAGAGUGACAAUCAGGGACUGAAGCAGAGCAGCAAGCAGUCGGUGUCCACGGCAGACCUCCGUCCGAGCCAGAGCAUUUCACAGGUGUCGAGGGAGGCUGGGCAGCUGCAGUUUGAAGAAGAGAAAGACAUCUUGCUGAACGAGUACGCGAGGCUUCAGGAACAGUUUGUGGCAUGGACGCAGCAACUCGAAUCAAACCAAAAUUUGCUUGAAGACAAGAAAAUAGUGCCAAGCACUGCAGCACCAUCAGCCGUUACAGCACCACCAGCUGUCAUGGCCUCGCAGCAGCCGCAAGCAUCCAGCUGCUCUACCGUGAAUGGCCAACACGAAGUUCGAGUUUCCACGUUGCCUCGAGUGAAACCGGUGCGGCCGUUGUCUCUCGUCGAGGAGCGUAGCCGAGCCUUCAAACAGCCUGGUUCGUCCGAACCCAUGACUGCACCCGUUGUGAGCUUCGGCACAUGGAAGGACCAGAGAGAAGAUCAGAGAGUCACGGCAUCUGUAAGCAGCAGUUUGAACCGCCAGAGGGCUGUUGGUGGCUUAGAAGGUGUAGAAGAGAAGACAAGCAAAGCAAACAAACAACCUGAGGGCUCUGUGAAGACAGUUGUAAAUUCAAGUGUAAAGCCUCAGGCAAAGCCCAAGCCUGACACAAGGAAGCCCACGGGAAUCCUGCACGCAGCACCUGUGGUGCGUGGAUUUUCUCCUGAAGCUAUCGAGAAGCUGUCACAAGAGGUUUCUCUUCAACAGAAGUUGCCGCAAUCUCAGGAUCAGGCCACACCGCACCAGGAAUUGCCAGUGGCUACAAGUGUCCAGCAACUGCAGUCUUCGAGGCCUUCCAGCAAGGGGAGGGUGACCGUGACCAGCCUGCACACCAGCUCGGAAAAUUCCACAAACAGUCAGCAGGGUAGCGUUGCAGACCGGCGUUCGCUUCCACCGUACCUCCAAAGUGAGAUUGUUCGCUUGGCAAAAAAACCAAGUGCGACCUCGGAACAGCACCUUCAAGCCACCGAGAACGCCAGUUGCAGCAACAACAAGCCAAGCAUAGUGCAGGCCACGCUAAAGUCUGGCGUCACCGUGGAACCUAUGGCUUCAGCUCACUCUGUGGUCAAAGUGAAUGGGCACGCCAGCGCUGUGGAGGUCAAGCAGGCACAGAGCAUGAAUCAACCAGAGCGCAGCAGUGUGGCGUCUGGAAAGCGACCAGUGUCUGAAUGUGAUGGACCUCGUAAGGUGACCGCUGGAGGCCAGUUGAGUUCACAGAGUGCGGCCAGGAAUCCGCAGCCUUCUGCGAUUGGCACCAGAGACAUCCUCAUGGAUGAAAUCCGCAACUUCGGUGGCAAGGGCUCCCUGAGAAAGGUUUCCACGGAGCCGGCCUGGCAGCUGAAUGUGUGUGGCCUGCGGUCAGCGUGAGAUGAGUCUGCGCAGUUUUCGAGUACCUUACAUCUGGUCGUAGCUUGCUUGUGCUAAGGCACUGUGGCCUCUGAGACUCUCGUAGCUAGUGUCCUAUGCACUGCAGCUUUCACCCGAGUGCCUUCAGUCACCCUAUUGUUGUGCACUGUUGCUUGAUUGCACGUUGUUGCGUGUGUGCCUUUGAUACAUGCGGGUCCAAAUAUUCUCGUGCACAAUUGUUGGCAUUGCACCUAAUUUCAUGUCCUCCUUCGCCGCCGCCUCAUGGUUCCCUUGUAGUCAGGCAUUGUUGUAGUCCUCUUGUUUACAGCUGGCACUGAGAGUUUUGUUUUUGUAUAUCGCCUUUCCUUCACGCGUGUGCUUGUGAGUGGGCCUAUCCAUCUCAGCAGGGCUGAGAGUAAUCGGUGCCUCAAUGUUUGUAUUUUAGCUACCGAGGAUCUGAAAGUUCGCGGUCUGCUGGUGCUUGAAACAGUGUCACGAGGCAGCAUAGUGGGGAGUCAGUGCCAUCGUUGUGAGGUCUGGGCCUCGUGCUGUUUCAUCGUUUUAUGUAAAUAGAUAUAUACAUGACUAGAAGAGAUGCCUAUAUCUGCGCCUUUUUUAGGGCUGACUGAAUUAGAUGCCGUGCUAUACUCAUGGCUACUUCAUUCCAGACAUAUUAUGUGAUGCUUCAGAGCCUAUGCAAACUGUGCUUCCUCAGCAUCUAGCGGUGCACUUUUCCCCCGAGAAAUGAUGGCUGAAGAAACUGUGAUGCUUUCUGAGGCCUUACGAUGUUUUAGAUGCUAUAAAGCCAUUUAGACGCAUGUUGUGCCACUAUGAUACAGGUAUAAUUUUCAAGUCUUCACCAGGGCUCUCUCACAUUGUAGAAAUUAUGGGAGAUGCAUUUUCCCAUUUUCCCUGCACAUUUGUGUGGGCAGCUAACUACCACUACACGUUGAAUGGAGUACGGUGAAAUGUGUCUAAGAUGUUGAAGGAAGACCACUUGGAUGCCAAGCUACAGUGAAAGCUUCUCGAUGAGCCACUCCUGAAAGAAUGGCAGCCCUGUCAAGGCUGCAUCCACUCGUAUCCUUAAAGUGAGAUUCCGUUGAGAUACAAUGGUGGACACGUCAUAUGCGAGAUUCUUGUGUACAUAGACUAGUUUUAUAUCUCGAGCAAGGCAGCUCACCUCUACCCUCAGAAAGCAGCCAGGUGAAGCCACCUGCUGAGGAAAAAAAGAGGCUUCAUGUUCCUUUUUUUUAUUUUAAUGCAGGGCUUGUUACUGACACCAAUAUAUCUGUAUUGCUCAAGAUACCUUUAGCCCAGAUGAUUUUACCCGAGGUGUCAUGCCAGAUGGCAUGAUGGCUAUAAUAUGUUGCGAAGAAAUUCAAGAUGCGCUUUAAUAAGUUCGGCAGGUUUAGCAUCCGUCAUGCACAGAUAGGCAUGUGAAGGACCUGAUUAGAUGACAGGCAGUCACUAAUUUUUUUUUUUAUCUGCUGGGAUGUUUUUUGGCAGUGUACAGUAUUUAUGUUUGAGAAAUCUGCUGUACAUGCGUGACAGUAUGUGCCGGUUGAUGGUUCGUUGAAGGAAUUAAAAAUGGUUAACACAA
Molecule: messenger RNA, 7330 nt
Organism: Rhipicephalus sanguineus (brown dog tick)
Lineage: Eukaryota; Metazoa; Arthropoda; Arachnida; Ixodida; Ixodidae
Product: protein cordon-bleu
Exons: 10
Coding region: 1165-5751 (1528 amino acids)
Molecular function (GO): actin monomer binding
Source: RefSeq, a predicted model, not a curated record